CGAGGAUCCGCGGGUUGUGCGCGUUUCGUUCGUCUUUACUUCUGUAUGUUGCGAUUAUCGUCUCGAGGAAAGAAACACACAUCGUCUCUGUGCUCGCGGAAAAGUCCGUACUGUGCGGGUGAAAACGCACUCGAACGUGUCUGAAAAGUGUCUCCCCGGUUGGCCGGAAACGCGUACGUUGCGGAAGUGAUAUUUUCAACCGCUGACGAAUUUGGUAAAGUGGCUAAAAGUGGAUUUUUUUCCUGCGGAUUCUCAGCCUCCAUUAGCGAAGAAGUCUUUUCUUGCUGACAUUUUUUUUUCGCUCACCCUCUCCCGGUGGUGGUCGCAUUCUCUUGCUCUCGCGUUUGCAGUUUUGGUCGUCAUCGUCGUCGCGUCUCGGGAGCAAACGACGCAUUGGUGUUGGUGUGGAUUUCGUGGACGUCGUCAGUAAAGUGUGUGUUUGUGUGUGCGUUGUUCGCGCAGUAGUUUGCAUCGCAUCAGCGACAACAGCAAAAACAACAUCCAUCAGUGGCAUCCAGCCAGCCCAGCUUCAGCAUUCAGCCGGUGGUGGCGGCGGCAGAUAGUAGAUAGAUAGCUGUCGGUCGCACCUCGUCGCGUGUCGCGUUGUUCUGCGUCGCGGUUUUUGUUCAGUGGUGUGCGUGUGCAGUAAAGUUCGCCGUCAAAGUUGAGAAGCUACGAGCUCGAAUAGUGUCCGAAAGGGUGUUCCAGCCAGCAGAAGGGCACCAUUGUGUGAAGAUAGUGUGUAUUGUGGUCCGUCUUACCGAAUUUUUACACCUACGGAGUUGGUUACAAGAGAAAAGAGAGCGCAGCAAACGUGCCGAAGAAGAGCAACGAUUCAUCGUUCAUCAAUCGAAAAGUGAUCCCGUUUGCCCUUCGUACUGCGGGCUAUAUCGCGUUAUCCUGUUGGGUGUUGUGUGUCUGUCAUUGCGGGCCCCGCGCGAGUGUUAGUGGAAGUGCUCUUUUUGGCGAAUCAGCCACCAACCGAAGUCCCACAGCCAUCAUCAAUCCAUCCAUCCAUCUUCCGGAGUAGGAUUGCCCCGAACAACAGCUAAUUGACUCUUGAAUACGCGCAGAGGCAACAGCAGCGAACACACAGAGUGCCAAGUGAAGAAAGGGGUUCCGCUUUUUAUUGACCUGGGCGCGGAAGGAACCAAGCAACGCGAGGAAGGAUUUAAUUUUCUUUUUGUUUUUUUCGUUCCGACGCUGAUGACGUACGCUGCGUUUGUGCUCCUGCAAGUUCCGUAGCAGUGCGGUGCUGCUACGCGCGCCCGUAGUCGAGCUCGUAUCCUAUUAGUUGUUUUUACCCGCAACUAAUAUUGGCCACGGGAACGAAACUACGCUGGUGGAACCUGGCAGCCACAAUGUCGGUGCAGCAGUACUGUCUACGUUGGAACAAUCACCAGCCGAACUUCAUCUCCGUCUUCUCGACCCUGCUGCACAAUGAGAGCCUGGUGGACGUCACACUGGCUGCCGAGGGCCGACAGCUGCAGGCCCAUAAGGUGGUGCUGUCGGCGUGCAGUUCCUACUUUCAGUCCUUGUUCACCGCUAAUCCCUGCCAACACCCGAUAGUGAUACUAAAGGACGUACAGUACAACGACCUCAAAACGAUGGUAGAUUUCAUGUACUACGGGGAGGUGAACGUGUCGACGGAACAGUUGCCCCAGGUGCUAAAAACGGCAGAGAUGCUAAAAAUCAAAGGCCUCGCGGAAAUGCCUGACGCUUCGGCGGUGUGUAAGGCCGACCCGAGCAAGCUCGACCAUCCGGACCUGGUGGGCGCCGGCCUAGGUCCGGGUGGAACAGGCGGUCCAGAGUCAAUAUGGGGCAGCGCAGAAUCUCAACAGCAGCAAGCCGCCGCCCAGCAGCAACAACAACAACAGCAAUACCAUCAGCAGCUACAAGCCCAACAGCCCCAGCUGCGAAGGACACCCUCCCCCACCACCAACAUGUCGCCGGCGGCACGGCGGAAACGGUUAAGAAAAACCUCAACGGGGUCGGGUUCGCUCUCUACCGAACGCAUCCAGCAACAACAGCAGCAGCAUCACCAGCAUCAGCAACAGCAGGAAGAGCACGGUACCAACACGGAUGGAACGAUAAACAUCGUCCCACAUCUGCACAUACAGCAACAGGUUGAUAACAUAUCGUACAGCACCAGCCAUAGUGCGCUGGCGUCACUUGCUGGGGCGGCCGGCGGAGCUGGUAACAAUAUUCGAAUAAUCAAGGAAAGUCCCAGUUCCGACGUUGACCAACAGCAGCAUGAAUCGUCCCAGGAAAGUGUGGACGAGUCCGGUCACCAUAUACCAAGUAUCAUCAAAACCGAGGACUUGAGUGGUGUGACGCAAACGAUACCGAUGGACAUUUCCGCGACGUCGACUAGCGUGGCGGCAGUCAAUAUCCCCCAGUCGCAAUCUCAGCACAGUGUUGUCGAAAUGGCUAAGAUUGCCCUCGGAUUGACACCCGGCCAGUCCAGUACCAGUGGCACAUCCAGCCUAUCUGCCAGCUUGGAGUCAUCUUCGUCGGUCGGCGGCAUGCCUUCAGCCGCAAAACGAGGUCGUCUGCUGAUCCGUCAACAGCGGAUAAAGAAAGAAAGCGAUUCGUCUUCGUCCGGCCAGCAGUACGGCUCCGACUUGGAUACCCCGGACGGAACUACGAUGUACUCGCAGAACCUACUAACGGUCCCGACGCACCAUCGGUUCGAGAGGCAGGUUUCCGAACCGAUCAUUCCUACAUCUCCCGCCGUAUCAUCUCCACCGGAAGCUCGCAUAGCGGGCGCAGAGCGGUCUCACGGUGGACAUCAUCUAGCCGUUUCCCAGCAGCCAUAUCUUGUGAAACAACACUCCCACCCGUUGUUGCCUAGCCAGACGUCAAGUUCCCUGGCACCUCAUCAGGCGUUCCAGACCAUCUCGUCAUACUCUCUGCAACGUCAGCUCUCUCACCCAAUGACCACUACGCAAAGCUCAACUCCGCUGACCUUGGUCACCAGCAGUAGUGGGUCUACCCACUACCUAACGCCGUCCUCUUCACUGAAAACCGAUUCCGACGAAGAACCGUCGACUCCCGCAUCAACGAUCCCACAAAUCCACUUACAAACCGACCGUACAUCGAGCCCAACAGUUGUUCUGGUUCCCGAUAUGGAAUCACUGCAACAGCAGCAUCAUCUAUCGGGAGGCACGCUGACAAGUACAGGUGGAUCUAGUGCUAUUACCACAACGAUCACCACCAGCAGCACCACCAGCUCAUCAUCCGCUACAGCACUGCUAUCCGAUUUGAGUUCAACCGCACCGAGUUCGAUUCGCGUGAAAGGCGAAGAACUUUCCCGGUCUGCUUCAUCCCCUUUGACAAGCAGCCGAUCGACCGAAAUUCCCGGCUUGGACAGCCAACGAUCCAGCCAUUGCCCGGUGGUACGGGAGGGCCCUGCGCUGGGGUGCAACUUUUGUUGGAACACCAUCGACGCUCAUGGGCGAAUUCUGAGGCGGAAAACCAAGUACCACUGUCCCGAGUGCCAGACGAACUUGUGCAUCGUUCCCUGCUUCCAGGAAUACCACGAAAGGCAGUCGGCGGAAAAUCCUGCCCCCACCGGAAACGAUAGUAGUGGUGGAGGCGGAGGUAGUGGGAGCGGGAGCAGCGGCAAAUCCGGUCUGCGCAACUAUCCCAAGUCGGGUUCGAUGUAAGCGGUCGCCGCAGUCCGGCGAUUUUCUGUUUUGUGCGCGGUCGAAAUUAAUUGUACGCGAAAAAAAGGGGUGUCCCUGGUUUCAGCGAUAUCCCUAUCUGUGCGGAAUUGUGUCAUUCUCUUCGUUGUUCAUAGCUGUUUAGUACGAGGGUAAGAAAUGGAACGCAAAAACUUGACUAUAUUAGGAAGUAAUUGAAAUUUUUAACGGACCUCCGGCUUGGAUCGCUCCCCCGAUCACGAUCGUCUUCUCAGAUUUACACAAGGAACGGUUUUGCCUCUAUUGAAGAAUUUGAAUGAAUUUUUGGCAUUCCGUCUGGUCAAAAUUAACACACAGGUAAUGAAAAUCGCUAGUUUUUUUUUCCGACUCCAUUUAUUGGAUAAAUGGGA
Molecule: messenger RNA, 4054 nt
Organism: Aedes aegypti (yellow fever mosquito)
Lineage: Eukaryota; Metazoa; Arthropoda; Insecta; Diptera; Culicidae
Product: protein tramtrack, beta isoform
Exons: 7
Coding region: 1362-3668 (768 amino acids)
Biological process (GO): regulation of transcription by RNA polymerase II
Cellular component (GO): nucleus
Molecular function (GO): protein binding; DNA binding
Source: RefSeq, a predicted model, not a curated record